Molecule: messenger RNA, 569 nt
Organism: Athalia rosae (coleseed sawfly)
Lineage: Eukaryota; Metazoa; Arthropoda; Insecta; Hymenoptera; Athaliidae
Gene: RpL35
Product: 60S ribosomal protein L35
Exons: 3
Coding region: 130-501 (123 amino acids)
Biological process (GO): maturation of LSU-rRNA from tricistronic rRNA transcript (SSU-rRNA, 5.8S rRNA, LSU-rRNA); translation
Cellular component (GO): cytosolic large ribosomal subunit; ribosome
Molecular function (GO): mRNA binding; structural constituent of ribosome
Source: RefSeq, a predicted model, not a curated record
CAUCAAGGCGGUCGUGUCGCAGGCAAUCCUAUAGUCUUUGGUAGGUCUACCAACCAAGUCAGCAUAUAUCAGUGCACCAACCACAUUCCCUAUUUCUUUCUUUCUUCAAGCAAGCAGAAUUGCGGCAAGAUGGGUAAGGUAAAAUGCUCGGAGCUGAGGACUAAAGACAAGAAGGAGCUGCUUAAGCAGCUCGACGAGUUGAAGACAGAACUCACAAACUUGAGAGUUGCAAAAGUGACAGGAGGAGCUGCGUCAAAACUCUCCAAAAUUCGCGUGGUACGCAAGGCUAUUGCACGAGUUUACAUCGUUAUGCACCAGAAACAGAAGGAGAACUUGCGCCUGUUAUUCAAGAACAAGAAGUACAAGCCAUUAGACCUGAGGCCAAAAAAAACCAGAGCUAUUCGUAGGGCAUUAACGCCAUAUCAGGCUAGUCGUAAGACUCUUAAAGAAAUUCGCAAGAAAUCAGCUUUCCCAAGUCGGAAGUAUGCUGUCAAAGCGUAAUACACAUUGAUCACCUAAAUGUCAAGAGUAUUUGAAUAAAAUCUUACAAUAAAGUUUCUGUGCGGAUA